Molecule: messenger RNA, 762 nt
Organism: Spathaspora passalidarum NRRL Y-27907
Lineage: Eukaryota; Fungi; Ascomycota; Pichiomycetes; Serinales; Debaryomycetaceae
Gene: PRE9
Product: proteasome core particle subunit alpha 3
Exons: 1
Coding region: 1-762 (253 amino acids)
Biological process (GO): ubiquitin-dependent protein catabolic process
Cellular component (GO): proteasome core complex, alpha-subunit complex; proteasome core complex; nucleus
Source: RefSeq, a predicted model, not a curated record
AUGUCAAGAAGAUACGAUUCUAGAACUACUAUUUUUUCACCUGAGGGUAGAUUAUAUCAAGUUGAAUAUGCUCAAGAAGCUAUUUCAAUGGCAGGUACUGCCAUAGGUAUAUUAUCAUCCGAGGGAGUUGUAUUGGCAUGUGAAAAGAAGGUAACAUCAAAAUUGUUGGAUAAUGAUGGAUCGGCUGAAAAAUUAUACAUUAUCAAUGAUAACAUGAUAUGUGCCGUUGCUGGUAUGACUGCUGACGCAUCUAUUUUAGUCAACAAUGCAAGAAUCAACGCCCAAUCAUACCUCAAAACUUACAACGAACAAAUUCCUUGCGAAAUUUUGAUAAAGAGAGUUUGUGAUGUUAAACAAGGUUAUACUCAACAUGGUGGGUUAAGACCAUUUGGGGUUAGUUUCUUAUAUGCCGGAUACGACGACAGAUAUCAAUUCCAAUUAUUUACUUCAAACCCAUCUGGGAACUAUUCCGGGUGGAAAGCCACCAGUAUUGGGGCUAACAACUCUGCUGCCCAAACCUUGUUGAAGAAAGAUUAUAAAGAUGACUUGACAUUAAAGGAAGCUUGUGAAUUGGCCAUUAAAGUGUUGUCUAAGACCAUGGAUGCUUCAAAUAUAAAUAGUGAAAAAUUAGAAUUUGCUACAUUAAGUUUAUCCAAGGUUGAAGAAGGUAAAGUGAUUCACAAGAUUUGGAAUGAUACUGAUGUCAAUGCUUUGAUUCAAGAUUCUGGUGUUUUGAAUGACAAGUCUACCGAAGAUGAUUAG